This is a messenger RNA of Chiroxiphia lanceolata (lance-tailed manakin), 1556 nucleotides long. It is a transcript of the gene LAYN, whose product is annotated as layilin. The record is from RefSeq and is a predicted model, not a curated record. Bases 1 to 1080 code for a protein of 359 amino acids. NCBI's taxonomy places the organism in Eukaryota, Metazoa, Chordata, Aves, Passeriformes, Pipridae. The transcript has 7 exons. Gene Ontology annotation, molecular function: hyaluronic acid binding.
AUGCUCGCGGCCGCGGCGCUGUGCGCGGCCGCGCUGGGCUGCGCGGCGGGGGCGCGGCUGCUCAGCGGACAGACAGUUUGCCGCCGUGGGACGCAGAAACCCUGCUACAAAAUCGUGUAUUUCCACGAUGCCUCCCGCAGAACCAGCUACGAGGAGGCUCAGCUGGCCUGCCGGGCUGACGGGGGACACCUGGUGAGCAUCGAGAGUGCAGCAGAGCAGAGACUCAUCGAAACCUUCGUCAGGAGCCUCCUGGCUUCCGAUGGGGAUUUCUGGAUAGGGCUCCGCAGGAAAAAGGAGGAGGAGGAGGAGAACAACAGUACAGAGUGCCACAGCUUCUACUCCUGGUCGGAUGGCAGCUCAGCCAAGUUCAGGAACUGGUACGUGGAUGAGCCAUCCUGUGGGAGUGAGAUCUGCGUUGUGAUGUACCACCAGCCAUCUGCCCCGCCAGGUGUCGGGGGGCCUUACAUGUUUCAGUGGAACGACGACAGAUGCAACAUGAAAAAUAACUUCAUCUGCAAAUAUUCCCUCGAGAAGCCAACGAAUGCUCCAAUAGGGAAUCCUCAGAGAGGUGUUGCCACAGAGCCCUCGAGCCCAGUGCUGCCAGGAGAACCCCGGAGGAGGGGUGUUAAUGUGACAGCUGUGGGAGCCAGAGAACCUGUUCAGAGUCUUGCCUACAUCCUCAUUCCCAGCAUUCCUGUGCUGCUGCUACUGGUGGUCAUUACAGGCAUCUCCUGUUUUUGGCUUUUUGUGAAGAGGAGGGAGGAGCGGCUGGACACGAGCCCCAAGGAGGAGGAUGCCUGGCUGUCCACCAGCCCCAGCCUGGACAUCUACAAAGUCAUCAACAAGCAGUCAGAGGCAGAUCUGGCUGGGACCAGGCCUGGCACCAAGAAUUCCUCCUUCCGGGCCCGGGAGCACUCGGAGCUGGGCAAGGCUGGGCAGGAGGCAGCCCCCAAACCCCCCAGCAGCAGCUUGGGGCCCCAGAGUGGCUUUGUCACCAACGACAUCUACGAGCUCUGUGGGGACCGGGUGGGCAGGAGCCAGGAGUCCACCUGGGUGGACAAUGAGAUUUAUGGAUAUUGAGCAAACAGACAAAAAAACACCCCCCCUGGAACUCAGAUGACAAAGUGGAUGCUGAUACGAGUUUACCUGCCCUGUCUAUGCACUUGUUUUAAUAACAGUAUACGUGGUGUUUAUCCUGGUUUUGCAUUGUCCCCAUAUUCUUCUCUUUUUUUUUUUUUUUUUUUGAAAGAAUGUGGGUUUUUAACGAUCCAGACUGAAAAGAAUGUAUAUAUUUUCCCCUUUGCCCUGGGAACGGCUUGUUAAUGAUCUUGAUUCACUUUUUUGUACCAAAGACAUGCCUUGAAAAACUAGAGGACAAUCCAAAAUCCUUAUUUAUUUAACUGACCCAGUUGUCUUAAAGGUGCUAAAAGUUGCCUGUCAGGUGUGAUGGAGCCCUGCUUUCCUGGACAUAGGGAGUGGGGAAUGAAUGCCUUGGUGUGCUUUGCUUGUGUGUGCAACUUUUACUUUCCCUAUUAAACUGCCUUUGUCUCAAACCA